AUGAACCAGACCGCAGGAGUGUCCAACCACUGCCACAGGCGCUCGUCCAUCGACGUCAAGGAUGUGGGGAGUGUUUCCAGCGAGAUGAACUGGAAGGGUGUGGGAAUCUCACUUCUGGUGAUCUCCAUUAUGCUGUCACUGAUCGUUCUGUCCAUCUUUCUGCUGUCUAAAGCGGAGGCCCAGAGCUCUGCUGGCUCCUGCCUGACCCUGGAUCAGCUGUUGUCCGUGGAGCUGCUCGAUCUCCAUCUGGACCCUCAGUGGGUUUCUGAUCAUCGACUCGUCUACAGAGACAGAUAUGGAGAUGUAAAGAUGCUGAAUAUGGAGUCCAGUCAGACCGAGACUUUAAUGAAGAAUUCCACAUUUACCCAGUUCAAGGCCUCCCGGUUUGCCGUUUCUCCAGACCUCACACAUGUGCUGCUGGCAUAUGAUGUCAGAAAGGUGUAUCGAUUCUCCUUCCUGGCAUCUUAUUUGAUCUACAACUUGCAGACAAGGGAAGUGCAUGAACUGAAUCCUCCAGAGGUCUCUAAUUGUCUUCUGCAGUUCGCCUCAUGGGGGAAUCACGGUCAACAGCUGGUCUUCAUAUUUGAGAAUAAUAUCUACUAUCGGCCGGACGUGAAGAGCAGCUCUCUCAGACUGACGUCUUCAGGGCGGGACGGCCUCAUAUAUAAUGGAGUGUCGGACUGGCUUUAUGAGGAGGAGGUCCUGCGCUCUGAAGUCGCUCACUGGUUUUCUCCAUCCGGAUCCAGUCUGGCUUUUCUCUCCAUCAAUGACACCCUUGUGUCCAACAUGCAGCUGCCGCUCUUCACCGGGACGCUUUACCCUGGCACAAAACACUACCCAUACCCGAAGGCUGGACAGAACAAUCCUGAAGUGACGCUGCAUGUGGUCAAUGUGAACGGAUCCACACACACCACACAACUACUGCAUCCGGACAGCUUACAGAGAAGUGCACUCUACAUCAGCAUGGUCCAGUGGGUCACAGAUGAGCGUCUGGCUGUUCGCUGGUUAAACCGUCCGCAGAACUGCUCCAUCCUCACACACUGCUGCACACACACUGGGAGAUGUGUGGUGAAGCAUAUCCUGACCUCAGACAGGUGGACGGAGCGUCAGAAUGAAAAGGCGGUGUUCUCUAAAGACGGAGCAGUGUUCUUCAUCACCACACCUGUCAGGAGCGGCGGCGGCGGGGCCUUCAGACACCUCAGCAUGAUGACCGAGCAGCCUGGAGGUCAAGAGGUCAACAUGCAGCACCUGACCUCGGGCUCUUGGGAGGUCACAGAGAUCCUGGCCUACGAUGAACAGCAGAGCACAGUGUAUUAUCUCAGUAAUGAGGCAGGAUUCAGCCAGAGACACCUGUACAGGGUGAGCACAAUGGACCCGUUCCAGCGCGAGUGUGUGAGCUGCUCCAUUUCCAGACCGCACUGCUCGUUCUAUGAAGCUUCACUGAGUCCAGACACACACGCCGUCCUGCUGAAGUGCAGAGGUCCAGGAAUCCCCAAAACCACUGUUCAUCUGCUCAGAAACAUCAGCGAUCAGGUGACUGUAGACGCUCAUCUGGAGAUGCAGGAGUUCCUCACACAGACACACACUCCAGUCAGACAAAUCAGGACUCUACAGCUGAACAACAACCAGGUGGUGAGACUUGAGCUCAGCUUCCCUCCACAGUUUGAGGAGAGUAAACUCUAUCCACUGCUGCUGCUGCUUGACAGCGCCCCCGGUGGUCAGCAGGUGACUGAGCUCUUCCGCCUGCAGUGGUCAGACGUGCUGGUCAGUGCUGAGGGUGUGCUGGUGGCCCGUGUGGAUGCUCGAGGCAGUGGGCUCCAGGGUCAGGAGCUCCUGCAGGGGGUGUACCGGCGCGUGGGACUGGCAGAUGCAGAUGACCAGCUCUCCGCUCUACAGUAUCUGGUGAAGCUGCCGUAUGUGGACGCAGCCAGAGUCGGAGUAUUCGGCGAGGCGUACGGCGGGUUUCUGAGCUCCAUCCUGCUGCUCUCACACACAUCUGUGCUGCGCUGUGGAGCGGCCCUGAGCCCAGUGUUUGACUGGCGGCUCUACGCUUCAGCUUUUACCGAGCGAUACUUUGGUUUCCCUGUACCGAAGGAGCUCAAAUACACGGUCUCCAGUCUCCUGCUCAACAACACACGCUCAGACGACACACACUUUCUGAUUCUGCAUGGAACAGCAGAUGCGAACGUUCAUUUUCAACACACGGCGGAGUUAGCGAAGCUGCUGUCUGCCAUUAAUGUCAACUACAGACUACAGAUCUUCCCUGACGAGGGACAUGAUGUGUCCAGCAGACGCUACAUGCUGAACUCGCUCAUCUCCUUCUACAGAGACUGCUUUAACGUCCACAUUGCUGUUGCCAUGGAAGCCAGUGAUGACGACUAGCAUCAGCAGCAUCAGAGGAAAGUCCAUUAGAUCUGUCUUAGUGACACGCUGACUGGUGAUGAGCAAAGUCACACUGACCGAGCUGAAAGAGGGAUGGUUGUGUCUGUUAGAGAGAAUCUGAACGCAUUACGGCAUCUUCAGGUCUACAUGAUCUCUCCAUCUCCAAAAGAGUAAUCAAGAUCAGUGAGCGACUGCAGUCACUGUGAGCUUCAUACCCUUCCUUUUGCUGCCCGAGAUCCUUUAUAAUGCAGUCUAGCAAGUUAAAGCACUGCUUCUAUUUUUGCACAAACCCUAGCACUGAUAGUAGAGCUUUAAAACCUGAACAUGCAAAUACUGCAGUGUGUCCACAUGACACAAUACACACGGCACAUCAACACAAGGCACAUCAGCACACAGCACAUCAGCAAGAGUUAAACUAUC
Molecule: messenger RNA, 2802 nt
Organism: Danio aesculapii
Lineage: Eukaryota; Metazoa; Chordata; Actinopteri; Cypriniformes; Danionidae
Product: inactive dipeptidyl peptidase 10-like
Exons: 26
Coding region: 1-2382 (793 amino acids)
Biological process (GO): proteolysis
Molecular function (GO): serine-type peptidase activity; dipeptidyl-peptidase activity
Source: RefSeq, a predicted model, not a curated record